UUAUACAACUCUAAUGAAUCAUGGGCGGUGGGCCAGGCUUAAGUUCGUAAUUCUAAUGAAUAUAUAAUGACGGAAAAGUCAGUGAGAGAUGUUUAAUAUUACCAAACAGCCACUGUAUGGUGUAUACAUACAGUAAUAGUUCCACUACGUAAAAGAAUCAAAACCACCGUCAAUCCGCCAUGAAAGUCACCGAGUGGUCGUUGCUGCUUCGCGAAUCGCAAAUUCUUCCAUUUUCUUAUGAGAUUUGCAGGUUUUCAACACAGCUCCCAAUAUAAACACACAAGGCUUUAGAGCCAUGUCAGCCGCCUUCAAUUCUCUGAACCUGCCAACACCCACUUUUUCAGAGAUAAUUUUAAUGGCGGAUAUGAGAUGGGUCAACCAAACACUAAACUAAUACUUCUUACAGCUACCGACCUCUCUCUGCUCUGUUCUUUAUAAGUUUACAACCAAUUCCAACGGUGGUCUCCACAAGAUUCUCCACCAAUCUCAUUCUCAGGCCUCAGCAGCCUACCAUGGACGAAGAAACCCUUUUCCCCUCGGACACCGAUCUCGACCUCAGCUUCAACAGUUGCGCUUCUAACACCUCCACUGACCGCACCUUCACCUCUUCGAGCGCUCGUAGCAGUCUUACUCUCAGUUUCAAAGGCUCCCGCCUUUCGUCCUCCGCUGGAACAGGGCGACCCCACCGGAAGUCCGACCCACAUUGGACGGCAAUCAAAGCCGCCACCAACCUAUCCUCCGACGGCUCCUUACACCUUCGCCACCUCAAGCUCAUCCGCCACAUCGGCAGCGGGAAUCUCGGACGUGUAUUUCUCUGCCGUCUCAAAGAUUAUGACGGCGCCAACUUCGCUCUCAAGGUCGUCGACAAAGACGUUCUUACCGCUAAGAAGCUCUCUCAAGUGCAGAUGGAAGCCCAAGUCCUUUCCAUGGUCGACCACCCUUUCCUCCCGACGUUGUAUGCCCAUCUAGAGGUGUCACAUUAUUCUUGUCUGUUGAUUGAUUAUUGCCCAGGUGGUGACCUCCACUCGCUCCUCCGUAAGCAGCCGGAAAAUCGCUUCCGGGUGGAAGCCGUUCGGUUUUUCGCGGCGGAGGUUUUGGUGGCUCUGGAAUACCUGCACGCGAUUGGGGUGGUUUACCGGGAUCUAAAACCAGAAAACGUUUUGAUUAGGGAUGAUGGCCAUAUAAUGUUGUCGGACUUUGACUUGUGCUUUAAGGCCGAUGUGGUCCCCACUCUCGAGAAACGCUUUGAACCCACCGUGGUGCAGUCAACGAAAAACCAGCCUAGCUGUUUGGGAACGGUAUCCCGACGAUAUGAGAUGACGGAGACGGCUGAGUUCGUGGCAGAGCCGACGGCCGCGUUCUCGAAGUCGUGCGUCGGCACCCACGAGUACCUGGCGCCGGAGCUCGUGAGCGGCAACGGGCAUGGUAACGGAGUCGACUGGUGGGCGUUUGGGGUGUUCCUUUUCGAGCUGUUGUACGGGCAUACGCCAUUUAGGGGAGGGACGAAGGAGACGACGCUGCGCAAUAUAGUGUCGAGCAAGCCACUUAAGUUUCCGGAGUGGGACGUGGCGGAGGAGGAGGGAAUGGCGGAGGUAAGGGAUCUGAUACAGAGACUGUUGGUGAAGGACCCGAGGAGGAGGCUAGGAUGCACCAAGGGUGCGACGGAAAUAAAGCAGCACCCGUUUUUCCAGGGGAUUAAGUGGCCGUUGAUACGGACCUACAGACCGCCGGAAGAAGUUCGUGGGCUGCUUGUGAGGAAGGCAACUACCCAUGUUAACAGAAUUUCUUCGAGGAGACGACGAACACGGUGGACUUGGAAGUACCUCAGUCAUUUCAUUUUCACUACGUCAACAAAAAACGGGUCUAAGUCCAAAAAAUGGAUCUGAUUUUUUCUUUUUCCUUUUUCCUCUUCAUUUAUUUAGUUUCUGUAUCAUCCCUCGUAGAAGUGAAAAGGAAAAAUGAGAGUAGAAAUUAAGGAGUAUUUUUUUUUGUAGGGAUCAGAUGUAUAUGGUGUAAUUAUAAAAAGAGAAGAGAUAGAAAUUAUGUCCCGGGUCGGGUCAUAAAAAAGUCCAGAUAGCUAUAUCAGUCCAUGUGUGUCACGUUGACUGAGAGAGAUCAUCAGAUCAUCAGAGAUUGUCAACCAGCGUUAAGAACGCGUUGCAUUCCUCGGCUUCUCUAAAAUCCAAAGGGCAUCAUCGAGGCGCCUUUUACCGAACAAAGACCCAUUGGUUAGAGAGCUCCCUCCAUUACUUUUAUUAUUAAAUAUAAUAAAUAUUGUUUUUUUGGCUUGAUGGAUUUGGGAUUGCAAUUUGACCCGUUCCCUGAACGGCUCUAUUAGUAAAAAUUUAUGAGGCCGGAAAUACAUGAUAGCGGAAAGCUUUGACCAAUCACCGAUGUGAAUUUUGGUUAUUGAUUCCUACUUUUAUAAGCCAUUGAUUGGUUGUAAGUUUUUUUAA
This is a messenger RNA of Nelumbo nucifera (sacred lotus), 2456 nucleotides long. Its product is annotated as serine/threonine-protein kinase WAG1-like. NCBI's taxonomy places the organism in Eukaryota, Viridiplantae, Streptophyta, Magnoliopsida, Proteales, Nelumbonaceae. Gene Ontology annotation, molecular function: protein kinase activity; ATP binding. Gene Ontology annotation, biological process: protein phosphorylation. The record is from RefSeq and is a predicted model, not a curated record.